GACCGGUUGGACCGGGAACCGGUCCAAUCAGUACCCAAAGAAACAUUUUCAAAACAUUCUCCAGAAAGAAAAAAAACAUUUUCAAAACAAUCGAAAUAGAACUCUCACUCUCUCCGCCGCCAUCAUCUCCGCCUCCAACUCUCACUCUCUCAGGUUGAAGAUUGAAGGCAAUAUGGCAUUAUGGUUGCAGUUGCAGAGAGUCAUAAGAAACGGAAGUUUUAAUUUCAUUUCCACACUCCCGCAUUCUAGAUCCUUCUCCAAAUCCACACCCUACGUUGUCAAGGUUGGAAUACCAGAAUUUCUAAAUGGAAUUGGAAAAGGAGUUGAAUCUCAUGUCGCUAAGCUCGAUUCUGAAAUUGGUGACUUCCAAAAGCUUCUCGUUACUCGAACCCUCAAACUCAAGAAACUUGGUAUUCCUUGCAAACAUAGGAAGCUAAUAUUGAAACAUGCACACAAGUACAGGCUGGGAUUAUGGAGGCCACGUGCUGAGCCGAUCAAAGCAUGAUUAGUUUCUAUUUAAUAAGUAGCAACAAGAUUUUGCAAAAGUGAAUUGGUUUAUGUCAAAGAGGAUGGAGUAGAGAGCCUACUCCUUACCCUUAUGUUUAUGUCUUGGUUAGAUUAGUCCCUUGGACCGGUUUAUACUUCAACAUGGGAUAAAGCUCUGAUAUAGUGACAUCUGGGUUGAGUUAUAAAUAUAUUACUUUAUUUGUAAUUUAUUUCAAAGAGUUUAUGUCAUAUUUUCAGAAAAUAUUUUAUGGCCAUUAGUUAGCCUAAUUCAUUUCAUUUGAUUUUAUCUUAUGAAGCUUAUUGUAUAAACAUCAUAGCGUAAUAAAAACCUCAAAUUGGCAGCAAAUUAAACUUGGGAAUUGUGGUUGGUU
Trifolium pratense (red clover) is the source of this 878-nucleotide messenger RNA. RefSeq lists its product as uncharacterized. Bases 173 to 505 code for a protein of 110 amino acids. Lineage: Eukaryota; Viridiplantae; Streptophyta; Magnoliopsida; Fabales; Fabaceae. The record is from RefSeq and is a predicted model, not a curated record. The transcript has 5 exons.